This is a messenger RNA of Thrips palmi, 5779 nucleotides long. Its product is annotated as zinc finger protein 436-like. The record is from RefSeq and is a predicted model, not a curated record. The transcript is spliced from 4 exons. Gene Ontology annotation, biological process: regulation of transcription by RNA polymerase II; central nervous system development. Bases 718 to 3270 code for a protein of 850 amino acids. Gene Ontology annotation, cellular component: nucleus. Gene Ontology annotation, molecular function: DNA-binding transcription factor activity, RNA polymerase II-specific; RNA polymerase II cis-regulatory region sequence-specific DNA binding. Lineage: Eukaryota; Metazoa; Arthropoda; Insecta; Thysanoptera; Thripidae.
UAGAUUCCCCACGACCCCCACUUCGCUUCCGGUUGCGUCCUGCAGAUAGUGCACGCCCACCACACCCACCCACACGGCAUUAGCAAACAGAUUCGUUUUGAAACAACAGAUGUCUCCAAUAACUCCACGUUGAAAAACAACACGGCUUGUAGCAGAAGGAUGACAAGUGGAGAAUCGUCCAAAAUGGCGUCUAGCAGCGUCUGCCACGAAACUGCCACAAAAUUUUAAUUUUGUGGCCUGUUUUUGACAAACUGGCAGAAGACUUGUUCAAGAUCUAGCAUCUGCUACCCAUCAGCUCACCUCAGCUCGUUGUUUGUGAAGCAUUCAUUAUGAGGAGUUUGGAGUUGAAUUUCACUCGAGGAGUUGCGGACAUAGUACUUGAUGGUGCAUGGAUGCUGCAUCACUUGCGGCUGAUUGGAGCAUGGUGUCAGCUGCAUCUCUUCAUAACAACAAGUCAUCUCCCUUUGGUGCUGGUUCCUUCUCUCAUCUUGUCUUCUAACUUAGUACAAAGGACUCUGGUGGUCCUUUUUAGUUUUGGCAUAAUGGUGUUAUAAACUUUAAGUCAUCUGUCCUGAAAAGUCUAGUCCUUUGGUGCCACUAGUGUAAAGUAAAGAAGUAAACCUUUCAAACCAUUUUUGAAUUCAAAUAUUGGUGAAUGUAAAAUUCUAACAGUCCAAUUGUUGGUUAAGGGUGUGUAAAUCUUGUAACAUAAUCGCCAUGACUCGUGCAAGUGCUCGUUCCAAGGCCAAAGCAGUCCAGGUAGGAGGCGCUGAGGAAAGCAAAGAAAAUACCAAAGAGACCAAGAAGCAUAGUAAAAAUGCCAAAGAAGCUACUAAAAAUACCAAAGUAUCUUCAAAUGAGGGGCCUGCCAAAGCCGUAACCCAAGCAAAACCAAGACCUCCCGUAAGGAGUAUUGUCAAGGAAGAAAACCUUGAGCUAGCUGCAGAAUUAGAGGCCUUAUUGAAGAAGGUCAAUGUUGAAGCAUCUGAAGUCAAUCUUCGCUUCAAGGCAGAGGGCGAAGAGGAUGAUGAAGAGGAUGAAGAGGAGGAGGAGGAGGAGGAGGAGGAGGAAGAAGAAGACGAGUUGGAUGAUGAAGCAGAUAAAGAAGAGGAUGAUGUAGACGAAGAUGGAGAUGAAGAUGAUGAUGAAGAAGAGGAUGAUGAUGAGGAUGAAAUUGUUGCUAGUCCUGAUGGAAAAGAAAAGAAAGAAUCUGAUGUUGGUUAUCAGUGUGCUUUUUGUGAAUACACAUUCACUCGUAAGAGUAUGUUGAAACGGCAUGUUCGUAUCCACACAGGUGAGAGGCCCUACGCUUGUGAUAAGUGUGAUGCUAAAUUCACUCAGCAAGGAGGUUUGAAGACGCAUAUGUUAUGUAAACACCGAGAUCAGAUCGAUCAAAAAGAUAAAAUUAUGUAUCAGUGCCAUCAUUGUGAUCGAUCAUUUGUCAUCAAAGAGAGACUGCGUAUUCAUCUACGCGUUCAUACUGGUGAAUUGCCAUAUGUUUGUCAUAUUUGUUCUAAGAAGUUCCGACGUAAUGGUGGCCUUCUUCAACAUCUUCGAAGGCAUGUUGGCAUGCGUCCCUAUACCUGCGAAAUUUGCAAAGCAUCUUAUUAUAAUUCAACUAAUUUAAAGACGCACAUGAAACGCCAUUUAGGUGUACAAGAUUACGUAUGUGAUCUCUGUGGAAAGGGCUUCACAAGGAGAGAUGGUCUCCGGAAACAUCUAGCUUGCCUUCAUUACGACCAAUGCGCAUUCAGGUGCUCCAUCUGCAAUAAGUCGUUUAAGGGGCACAUUUUGUCCCACUUGCGAAUGCACUUAAAAGAAAAGCCGUUUAAAUGUGACAUUUGUGGCAUGCGUUUUGUGCAGAGCUCACAACUUGUUGUCCACACAAGAACACACACUGGAGCAAAGCCUUACCCCUGCCAAAUUUGCAAAGUUGCCUUUUCUCAUUCCUCUGCUUUACGAAUGCAUAUUAGAAGGCACACUGGUGAAAAGCCUGUGAAAUGUAUGCUUUGUCCAGCUGCAUUUGUGCAGCUUCCUCACCUCAAGAAGCACAUGCGGUGCAUCCACAAGUCUGACAAGCCGUAUGUAUGUGUUCCUUGCAACAGUUUCUUUAAGAAGAAAGUAGAGCUUGAGGAGCAUAUGAAGGCUGUAGGAUGUGUCCCACCUCCUGCUCCAGAAGCCACUUCAACAGAAAAAACUUCAGAGACGAAUAAGCCGGCCAAAAAAUCAAGAAAGAGGUCUUCUAAGGCAAAUGGAAAGAGUGAAGAUGCAAUCCCACAAAAGCAGGCAAAGAUAGAACCUGCCCAUGUUAAUCUUGCUGUGAUGAAUGAAGACAGUGAGCAUGAAAUGAGAGAGAACGAUGCUCCUGAGGAAGACGUCCAGGAUCUACCAAAUCUUAAAGGAGCUAAAGUUGUUAGUGCCUUCAAGCACCAACAGUUUUAUGAGAGAAAUAUAGAGAGCCAAGCUGCCAUUGGGAAGUCUAGAAACAAGCCCACUGCAACUUGCACCAGUCUAAAACCCAAUACUUCUGUUGGAAAAGCCAAAGACCCUACUCCUGGUAAGAAAUUUGAGGUUUCAAAUGGUACAGAAAUUACUCCCAAAGUUACCUCUUCCAUAAUGUCUCGGCAGACCCGAUCUCGAGGCAAAAGAAGUUUGUUAGAUGCUGUGAAGACCAAGACCAAGACACCUGAAGUGAACCCUGUAAAUGAUGUACAAGCAAUGGCUUUAAUGAAUUCGCCCUCAUCUUCUAGAAGGUCAAGCUGUGAAAGCAAAAUCCCAGCUCUCAUACCACUUUCUCGGUCGGGGUCUGUUUGUGAGGAUGUCACUGUCAUCAAAGAUGAUAGGUGUGGCAGCCCUAUUUGCGAGCCCCUGAGAUCUGUGGACCAACCCACAUCUGGCAUGGUGGAGGACAUGAUGCGGAAGGUAACAGAGCGUCUGAAGAUGGGCACCAAGACACCAGUGGUGCCGAGAAACCAGCCAAUGCCGCUAGAGAAGAUUCGAAUGCUGCUGGCCAUUCUGCUCACCCGCAUCUCAACAACAGGGCGACUUGAAGCUUUAGGUUUCGGUAGAAUUUUGAUUGAUAAAGUUCUGUGUGCAUCAAUUGUAAGCUCUGGUCGUGUGCCAUGUGAUCAAGAUGGCUUGACUGAACGAGAAAUCAUUCUAAAGAAUGUUCAGAUACUUUUGGAGUGGACUGUACCAAAGUUGUACAUGGAGCGCUUCAAGCGAGAAAAUCGGUCUACCGAAGAUUUACUAGAAGAGUUGACAUCAUGAAUUUCCCUAGUGCAAUCAUUGCUUUAUUUUGAUUUAUUUGCUGUGUUACUAUGUGUUCAGAAUUUAAAGGUAAACCAAAGAUGUGAAUUAUUGUAAAAUUUCUUCUUUAUACUAAGCUUACUUCUUUCUUGAACACAUUUCUUUAAUGUUGUUCAAUGUUGGUACAAUGUAAUAAGCAAAGUUGCAAGUUCAUGUUAUGUUCUGGCAAUGGCAGCAAAAAUUUUAGUGUUUAGUGUAGUGCUUAUGAUCAUAUCUUCACCUUCCCUGUGGCCAUGCUGUGGCUAAUAGUUUCAUGACAAUUGAUAGAUUGAAAAACAGAAUGGCUCUGUGAGUGUUGAAAAUUUACUUGCCAGUGAAUGUGAUAAUGGAAAUUAAUUGUCCUCAAUGUUCUUGCCUUGUUCAACUAAAAGACAUACUAAGUGAAUGGAUGUAAAUUAGUUCAUCUCCAGUCUAUUACAUUAUAAUUAUUCCAUUCUUAUCCAAGAAGUAUAGUUCGAAAAUUAGUGUGUAGGGUGUUUGAAAAUUCAACCAAUUACUUUAAAAUUUUGUUUUUUAGUGUACUAUGCAUUUCUGUGUCACCAUCUUCAAUCCAUUAUGAAUGGAAUAUUUAUUUGUAGCUGAUACAAUUUAGUCAUCAGAGAAUUCUGAUUGUGUGAUUAUGUGUAUGUAGGUAUGUUUUUCCUCCUUUUCUACAAGUGUGUGUGUUUUCUAGACAAAUCCUGAUUUACUUAUUCAAAACUUGAAAAGCUGCAUUGCAAUCUAUCCCUGAUAUUGUGUAUAGACAAUGCUUUGGAGGACAUCAUCUAUAAAAUACACAUCCUUGAGUGGUCGCACAAAAGCUACCAUUGUUGAGUUAACAUUUUACAUAUCUGUUGUUAAAUUUUUAUUUGUGUGCAAAAUUCUUGUCAUAUUUUUAAGUGAAACAAUUUUUAAUGCAAAGAUACGCCUAAUUUACCUGUAAAUCAAGUUAUUGGUUCCUUGCUAUUGAUUUUUCAUCAUUUUAUUUGUUGUUAAUUUGUUAGUUUUUCAUGUGAUUGAUUCAUUUCAUUCAUUCUUCUGGAAGUUAUCUGAUCUUCCAACAGUUUUACAUUAGCUUCUUAGUGUUUUGUUUCUUUCCUCUUUUGUUAAACCUAAGUUAAAAUUAUCUAUUUACUCCUUUCAUAUUUUGAGGCCUGAUGCAUGUUCAUAAUAGAGAGUGAGCUUCAGAAUAUAUUUGUACUCUUUGGGGAAUUUUAUUCUGGUGGAGGUAUUUCUUGUCUGCACAUUUACUACAACUUUCUUUCUGACUGACCAAAGAAGCAUGAAGUACAAAACUUUUAAAGACACAAACUAAUCUAAAGCUUUUAUAAUUCUCAGUGGUGUGGUUUUAUUGGUGGUGGUGUAUUCUUCACUAGUUUAUGCAUUACCAUUCAAAACAAAGUUGUGCCAUCUUUCUACAUCUUGCCACCUGCACUCUCUGGGUAGGUCUAGUCACUUUCUGAUUCGUAUUGGUGGUAAAGCAUAACCACUCCUUUUAAUUGUGGUGUUAAACUUUACUUACCAGGCUGUCUAAAUGCAUUCUUCCUCUCUCUAUUUAAACAAUUAAAAAGCAGGAAUUUAAAUUGUUUUAUUAACUAUUGUUGUUAGUUUUUUAAAAAGUUCAGUGCCAAGUUUAUUUUCCUUUUCUUCCCUCCGUUAUUGUCCCCACCGCGCACAUGCUCCAGUUUAAUUUGCCAUCUUUGUGUAAAACAAUCUGCACGCUUUUUGUAAGUGGCAUUUUGUACUAGUUGUGUAGUUUCCUAGGAACCGUUUCUCUUGGGAAGUAAAAUUCAAUUUGAUGUUAGUGUAUUUUUUGAUCUCACCUAAGCUUGUCAUAUUGUUUGUUCUAGCACAAUCAGUGAUUAAUUUUCCUUCGACUUUUUAAAUUUGUGUGGGUGAGCUGCUCGCCAAGAAGUGUCAAGUUUUACUAAACUCUGACUUUUCCUGGAAAUACUAGGUAUUGAAUUGCACAUACAUUUGAAUGUUUAAGACUGCUAUGAAAAUCAGAAUUAAGCAAGAAUACCACACCAGGAAGCACUAAAAAAUUAUUUGUCUGAUGCUAUAGCUAGAUAUUGUGGGUAGAUUUCUUGUUUAAGUAUUACUUGUCAUUUGUGUUCUCAAUGGACAGCGUGCCAAAAUUGCCAUCGUACAGUGACUAAAUUUAGGGUGCUACUAGUGAUGAGGGCGGAGCAGCCAAGCAUGAAGUCUAAGUAAAAGUACAUGGAUUUAGUUAUGCUACUUGGCUUGUGAUUGGGAGCUGCUGUGCUGUUUUUUGUAAGUCAGGAACAAGAAAUUCAUGUUAGUCAAUGUAACUUAUACCAACUUGGAAUGAUGUGUUUGUGUUCACCAGUCACUUGCUAUGUAUUUCAUGUGUGGUUCUUAAAGAGAUAUAUAAAUUAAUAUAAUAUAUAUUAUAUGUGAAUGCUUUGUUAUAGUAAUUCAGAUGUAGACUUCUUAGUGUGCAGAAAUAAAACAAUUGUAAGUACAAGAA